AUGAUAUUCGAAGAGAUUGGAGUUGGCCGUUGUCUCUGUAUCCAUGCGCAGUUACAAGCAGUUGAUAUCAUCCUGCAAUCGUUGCUUUAUCAACGCGGAAUUGUCCCAUCCAUUGUGAGCCAGCUUCUGACGCAUCCAGACUCGCAACCGGAACUGAAAUUUGCUGAUUCAUAUAUAAAGCUCAGGGAUGAAACAAACACCUUCCUGAAUACUAACCAUGUUUGA
Messenger RNA from Gongylonema pulchrum, 225 nucleotides. Lineage: Eukaryota; Metazoa; Nematoda; Chromadorea; Rhabditida; Gongylonematidae. The record is from the annotation of a GenBank genome assembly.